Molecule: messenger RNA, 1537 nt
Organism: Cynoglossus semilaevis (tongue sole)
Lineage: Eukaryota; Metazoa; Chordata; Actinopteri; Pleuronectiformes; Cynoglossidae
Product: insulin gene enhancer protein ISL-3
Exons: 6
Coding region: 68-1162 (364 amino acids)
Biological process (GO): neuron fate specification; positive regulation of transcription by RNA polymerase II; axonogenesis
Cellular component (GO): nucleus
Molecular function (GO): cis-regulatory region sequence-specific DNA binding; DNA-binding transcription factor activity, RNA polymerase II-specific
Source: RefSeq, a predicted model, not a curated record
GGCGAGGGUCCAGUCCAGCAGCUGACAUCUUUUCUGCCUCGACCACAGCGCCCGUCAUCCUUCCUGUAUGGUGGAUGUUAUUUUCAACUCUUCUUUCUUGGGUGAUAUGGGGGAUCAUUCCAAAAAGAAGCCAGGAUUCGCGAUGUGUGUGGGAUGUGGAAGUCAGAUCCAUGACCAGUACAUACUGAGAGUGUCUCCGGACCUGGAGUGGCAUGCAGCCUGUCUCAAGUGUGCAGAGUGCAGUCAAUACCUGGAUGAGACCUGCACUUGUUUCGUCCGGGACGGGAAAACCUAUUGCAAAAGAGACUAUGUAAGGCUCUUUGGAAUUAAAUGUGCAAAAUGUAACCUGGGAUUCAGCAGCAGCGACUUGGUGAUGAGGGCCCGGGAAAACGUCUACCACAUCGAGUGUUUCCGCUGCUCGGUGUGCAGCCGGCAGCUGCUGCCGGGAGAUGAGUUCUCUUUGCGGGAAGAGGAGCUGCUGUGCCGGGCGGACCACAGCCUCCUCCUGGAGAGAAGCUCCGCUGGGAGUCCGUGCAGCCCGGUGCACAUGCACUCCAACAACAGAGCGCUGCACCUGCCAGACCCGGUCACGGUGCGACAGGCCCCGCAUCGGAACCACGUCCACAAGCAGUCGGAGAAGACGACGCGGGUGCGGACGGUGCUGAACGAGAAGCAGCUGCACACGUUGCGGACCUGCUACAACGCCAACCCGAGGCCGGACGCGCUGAUGAAGGAGCAGCUGGUGGAGAUGACCGGCCUGAGCCCCCGGGUGAUCCGGGUCUGGUUCCAGAACAAGCGCUGUAAAGACAAGAAGAAGUCGAUCCUGAUGAAGCAGCUCCAGCAGCAGCAGCACAGUGAUAAGACUGUAAGCAUCUUCAACCUGCAGGGCCUGACAGGGACGCCUCUAGUGGCCGGAAGUCCUAUCCGACAUGAGAGCACUGUGCAGGGAAACCCGGUGGAGGUUCAGACCUACCAGCCUCCGUGGAAGGCUCUGAGUGAGUUCGCCCUGCAGAGUGACCUGGACCAGCCCGCCUUCCAACAACUGGUGUCUUUCUCUGAAUCGGGAUCUCUCGGAAACUCUUCGGGCAGCGACGUGACGUCUCUGUCCUCUCAGUUACCGGACACCCCCAACAGUAUGGUACCCAGCCCGGUGGAGACGUGAAACGUGCCGCUCACAUCUGCCGGGUUCUCUCAUCCACCCACCCACCCGCCCGUCCAUCCAACCAUCCAUCCAUCCGUCCGUCCAUCCUAGCCAGGACAGUUGCAGCAUGUUCCCGCCCCUCCUCACCCCCCCACACCUGCAUGACUGAGAACCGCUCAUCACAUGACAACCAGAAGGAAGAGACAGCGUUUACUUCAGGAGGACACGGAACAAAACCAGCUUCGAUUGAUUUGAUUUUUUUUUUCUUGAUUUUUGGAGACUUCACUGACGCAAAAACCUGAGCAGGACAAAGUAUUGCAUGACGGAGACAGACCAUGUACAGAAGAAGCCCUAUCUGGAUAUACUUAUAUAUAUACUCCAUCAACACCCCCCCCC